AAAAUAUUAACAUUAGAACCUAUAACAACAAAUACGGUCACCUUGGCGCCAAAGUCUAUUUUACUGUGUAACUGUCAUUUUUCCAAUGCAAAAUGUUCACCCAUAAAACCAAAAAAAGUAACAGCCUGGCCACCAACACCCAGCAAAAAUUCAAAGCCGAGCUAAUGGCAAACGGACAAAUGUUUGUCAAUCGCAGUUUUGAAACUGCCUCUGGAUUGCUGCGAAAAACUGGAAGUCAGCUGAAGCAAACCAAAUUGAGCCUUUGCCAAAAAGAAAACAAGCUUAUAUUUUCCGGAUUUGUUGAAGAACCACUGAAAGUUAAGCCCAAGCACGAGUUUGUCUAUAUGCCUGCUCCGAAAGGGCUCAAUAAAAGUUUUGGCUAUGCCCAAAACGGCGCACGUCCAAUGCUCAAAGUUGAGCCGCUGGCAGCGUUGCCAACUUCACCAAUGUCCAAGCCGGGACGUAAUUUAUUGAGCUUAAUUGGCCGUGUGGACUUUUGCAUUAAAAUGCGUCGAAAGCAGCCUCAUUUGAAUGCACUUUGGAGUGCCUAUGGUAAGCUUUUGCGCGUUAUUCCGGGCAAGCGAGGCGACCGAACACUGCUGCUGCGCAACGAGGAUAAAGGCCCAAUAUUGCAGGCCAUUUUCUAUGAUUUUGAAGAUGAACUAAAAUACUUGACAAUUGGUUGUUAUGUGAAUGUUGUGGGCCGUUUCAUAGGCGAGAACCGUUUAAAUACCUUCAGCGUUUCACAGGUAAGCAUCGCCGAUUGGCAACAGAAUUUUACGCGCAUAGAGAACGUAAAUUCAUAUAUAUUAAUGCAACAUUCUAGUAGUAGCUUUUAGUUAGUUCUUUUAAUAUACAAUUUAAGUCUAACUUUAUAAUUUUUGAAUGGCAAAAAAAUCAAAUUUUCUUUUUAGUACUCGUAACUAUUUAAUCUGCUUAGUAUCUAUAAACAGAAUUUGUUUUACACAUUUUUCAUUUUGUACUCUCACAUAGGUUUUACACUUUUGCAUAUAUAAAUAUUAUUAGUAUAAUAUAAUUCAUUUAGUUUAAUUUAUUUACCUAGCUGAUAAGUUGAUAGAUUUAAACGCGCCUUUAAAUUGGCCGUUUAGCUUCUUUAGCUUCUACAAAAUUCGUUUAUAAAUACAACGCUGUUAGGUUUUGCUUUAGGAGCAUUGCACAGUUACAAAUAUAUAAUUAUAUAUAU
Messenger RNA from Drosophila montana, 1204 nucleotides. RefSeq lists its product as uncharacterized. Bases 93 to 839 code for a protein of 248 amino acids. The transcript is spliced from 4 exons. Lineage: Eukaryota; Metazoa; Arthropoda; Insecta; Diptera; Drosophilidae. The record is from RefSeq and is a predicted model, not a curated record.